AUGGGCAGCCUGCGGAAAUCCCUUCUCGGCGUCAGCUCCCAUCUCUGUGUGGAGUUCCGUAGGGGGUACUGGUCUAGCCAGAACGCGUCAUGGUGCCCACGAGGAAACCGACCCAACGCAAUUGUAAAUACAUAUUGCACUGCAUUCUUAUUGCUCGUCACGGGCUCCUCAACGCACCCCAGCCUGUCAGACUUGACGAAUAUCGAAAUCAUCCUAGAAAACCUGGACAACACGCUCUCCCCAAGCGUCUCGUCCAGCGUUCUGGUCCACAGCGGCUCUGUAAAUGAACACGCUGAGACCAUCCUCCGGGCCGAGAUCAAGCGCCUCACCUCAUCAAAGGCAGCGCGACCGUCAUCUACAGGUCGGACAUUCAGCGGCGCGCUCGCCGACCUAGACGCAUUGUUCUUCACAUUGAACCUCGUUUCCAAUAUCCACGUAGCGAGCGGUACCUUUGGUACUCAUCGAGUCGGAAGUGGAUAUUACACGCAUAUACAACAAAAAGAGCCUGAUCCUCAUUGUGCUUGGAGCGCGCUGGGUUUCCAUCAACUGCAGAUGGAGAUCCACGUCAUGGACAAGUCAGACAACCACUGCCUCGUUGCGUGCCUCGGCAACGAGAAGAAUGCAUUUUCGCCACCGUCCCGCUCGUCUGACAUCCUGGGCCACCUAGGCCCAUAUUACGAUGACAUCUACAUUGGUACCAUCCACUGCACGUAA
Laetiporus sulphureus 93-53 is the source of this 714-nucleotide messenger RNA. RefSeq lists its product as uncharacterized. The record is from RefSeq and is a predicted model, not a curated record. Bases 1 to 714 code for a protein of 237 amino acids. The transcript has 4 exons. Lineage: Eukaryota; Fungi; Basidiomycota; Agaricomycetes; Polyporales; Laetiporaceae.